AUGGAGGCUUUUGAGUGGACGGACGCACCGCGGCCUGCGCAACAGCCGCGCAAGCGCCUUUCGGACGACACCGCCUUUGCGCCGCUUUCGCAGCUCGACAGCGGCCAGUUCAAGUGUUAUCUUCGAGCUUUGAUACCGCUCUCCGGCGGCUCUUCCCCGUCAAGAGACGAGGCCGCCCGGUCGUGGAGCGGCGAUUACUGCGGCGAUUACUGCGCCAGCCGAGUUUUCGCCGCAGCGUGGCGGGACGACACGCGCACGCUUGCGUCCGGGCUCGCGUGUCGUUCCGUUCGCGACGGCCAUUACGGUCACUUGUGCAUGUAA
Messenger RNA from Emiliania huxleyi CCMP1516, 321 nucleotides. RefSeq lists its product as hypothetical. The coding region runs from base 1 to 321 and encodes 106 amino acids. The transcript is spliced from 4 exons. Lineage: Eukaryota; Haptophyta; Isochrysidales; Noelaerhabdaceae. The record is from RefSeq and is a predicted model, not a curated record.